This is a messenger RNA of Magallana angulata, 2218 nucleotides long. RefSeq lists its product as uncharacterized. The record is from RefSeq and is a predicted model, not a curated record. Lineage: Eukaryota; Metazoa; Mollusca; Bivalvia; Ostreida; Ostreidae. The transcript has 2 exons. The coding region runs from base 380 to 1762 and encodes 460 amino acids.
CAUUUUAUACGUAAUUUUCGCAGUAACAAUUUACGACAAUAGAAUUGCCCACUUCUCGGAUGAAGAUGUAAAAAUUUAUCCUAAUGAUUUGAAUAAUUCAAAUACGAUGAUUCUGGAGUUGACAUGCGUCAUCACGUGGCUGUCGAUGUACGGAGCCAGUAUCAUGUUUGUGUACAUCUUCUGGCAGAUCGAUGCCUAUUCCAUUUUCCCAGUUGUCAUGGAAAAUCUAACCCCGACUACGACAUCAAAACGCGUAAGUAAGUAAUUUGGCAGCACUAUAAAAGAGAUGGACAGUGGCUGUUUCGUGUAUAAUACAAUAGCCAUUCGUUUUUUGUUACAGUCGCGGAACAAAAAGCAAGAAUGACGUCCCAUUUGGCGAAUGAUGGCAUCGCAUAAACAUUCUCGCCGACAAUUGCCGAGUCUGUCUGUAGAGAUUGCCGACAAACAAAGGCACUCUCUCAUCUCUCAUAUGACAUACAAAUCCAGUCUUGAAUAUUUGUUGAAAAACGAGGGAACCUUCACCAAAGCACUAGAGUUAAUCAAGAGAUACCCAACGCUAGCCGAUCACCGAUCUACUGCAAAAAUCUGGGAAAUUUUGUCGUUAGGAACCAAAUCGUGCUCUGAGAAGCCACAUUCGAGUUGGAACGGACAAGCUGAAAAACCUAAAUUACCUAAUAUGCCAACAAUAUCAAUAUCAUCGGAUGGAUCCUCCGAGGUACAAUGUGCUUCAUGCACUAGACACGAAAAAAUGCAUAUUGGCAUCGUAGGAAUAUCAUUCGAACACACCGAGACUUUAAGGUGGUCACAACUUGUUUGCAAUUUGUCAUCUGAAGCCUUUGUGCAUUGUCUAAAACUAAAAAGUACUACGGACGUUGGUUUGGAGGUGGAGAGUGUUAACGGACUUGUUUUCGUUAUGUCCAACUCCAGUCUUAAUAAUGGACUGUUUCUCCAAGCCAUAAACUAUGCUCAACAACAUGAAAUACCAGUUUUGUAUAUCAGGGAGCUCAGAUUCAAGCUUCCUGUCCACGUUUCUGGCGAUUUUACCGAAAAGGUUUUGUUGCAACAGGGUAUUCAACAGCAACUAUCGAAAGCCCCGUUUGAUCAUCCAAGCAGCCCCACUUCUACACGUUCUGCUUUGCCCCCCAUAUCAAAGAGCGGAUAUUAUUACCACCCAAAUCUCGAAAUAACUGGGUCGUCCUCCACAACAGAAUGUUUAGAAUCUCGAUAUAAGGAGGCCAUCGUGUUUUCUGGAAACAACACUGAUUACUGUGUUCAAGUAAUAAUCAAAACUAUUUCUCAAUCCCAAAAAUCAGGAAGAGGUAUCACGCCAACCAAUAGCGAUUCAGAAGAGUUUGGCACUACACUCAAACCUCCAACAAUUGACAAUUUUAUAAAUUCUGCCACUAGCUCCAAACGACAGAAUUACGCACAGAAAGGCUUGUUCGCAGAAGCCGUAUUCGACUCCUCUUCCUCAACGGAGUCAGAUGAAAGUGUCGUGGAAGUUAGUCCCGCGAAAAGAGAUUUGGAUCGAGAAGAGUCGCUUGACCAAGAAACUAUAUACGUGCUGUUUCCGGAUAGGAGCGAAGGGUCUUCCGGUACAAAACCGGUCCUUGUCAAAUGGCCUCCACGCAAAAACGAGGUUCAUACGGACACCUCGUUAACCGAUAUGGACAGCGAGUCGUUUCUGUCCGAUUCCUCAAUUGGAUUCCAGGAUGUAGAUUUGGCAGAAAUUAUGUCGGAUGACGAUUUUAUCUUUACUUGACGACGGGAAACCUUCUUUCCAUUGAACAGACAUACCACUUAGCCGGUUCAAAAUGGAAACUUGACGAGAACCGAUCCUUUAGUUUCUAUGGUUACUUGAGAGGUAUCAUAUCAAGUAUGAGGGGAUACGAGGUCGCCCUCAGUUCUCGAGUAUACAGGACCCAAACAUGGUGUCCACUGGCUCUUUUUGCAAAGUACAUUUGAAUACAAACUGCACGUUUUCUUAAUGCUGCUAGUUGGUGCAUCUCGUGAAUUUCCGCAUUUACUUCGAGUUAGUAUAUAUAGGUUGCAUAAAAGUUUUGUAAUUCAAGGAAUUCAACAUUAUCUUUAACAAUUAUAGAUGGUUUUGAAUUCGUUGACAAACAAAGUAACAAAAAACCUCUGACCGCUGCAUUGUUGAAUUUGGUUGUGUGUUUUUUUCAUAAACACGACAUAAUAAAUUUGUUUUAUAACUUGU